AUGGGUGCCCUCGCAGAACACCGCCAAGCCGUAUUGCGAGAUAUCUCAUUGGCGGCCGCCGCCGGGACGGGAAGGGCGCCGAUCGUGGUAGCCCUUGAACAUAUGACGGUCGUUUCUGAGGAGGUUGAUGAUGAUGAUGAUGAUGAUGAUGAGUCCAAGGAGGUUAUGGAUAUACUUUUGAGGGAGUCUAUGGCGGUCGAUGUGGGCAGACCCAUCCCUGCCACUCGAUCUGCAAUCGAGCGAUUGGAGAAGGUAACCUUUGAAGAUGGGUUGGGGUGGAUCGGAGAGUGCAUAAUUUGCACGGAGGAAUUUGAGGGUGGGCUGGAGCUCACUCGGCUGCCGUGCUCCCAUGUCUAUCACGGAGGUUGCAUUGUCAAGUGGCUGAAGAUGAGUCGCCUCUGUCCCCUCUGCCGCUACCCAUUGCCCCCUGUCCAUUGA
Molecule: messenger RNA, 438 nt
Organism: Corylus avellana
Lineage: Eukaryota; Viridiplantae; Streptophyta; Magnoliopsida; Fagales; Betulaceae
Source: RefSeq, a predicted model, not a curated record